Molecule: messenger RNA, 4354 nt
Organism: Plectropomus leopardus (leopard coralgrouper)
Lineage: Eukaryota; Metazoa; Chordata; Actinopteri; Perciformes; Serranidae
Gene: samd1b
Product: sterile alpha motif domain containing 1b
Biological process (GO): negative regulation of DNA-templated transcription
Cellular component (GO): nucleus
Molecular function (GO): DNA binding; chromatin binding; histone binding
Source: RefSeq, a predicted model, not a curated record
CGCACUCUGGCUUCCCAGAUUUGACACAGCGUCACUUGUGAAACAGCAGAAGGUGGGGGGGAGACGCACCCGGGCCAAACCCCAUCCGCACCAGCAGCUGAGAAGAUGUCCGAGCCCAAUAAGUACCGAGAGUGGAUCCUGGAAACAAUCGACUCUCUCCGCUCGAGGAAAGCCCGUCCGGAUUUGGAGAGGAUUUGUCGAAUGGUCCGGAGACGACACGGGUCAGACGCGGACCGAACCAGGACAGAACUGGAAAAACUGAUUCAAGAGCAGACGGUGCUCAAAGUUAGCUACAAGGGGUCCAUAUCGUACCGAAACGCGGCGAAGGUGCAGAGGAAAAGCAGAAAGAAGAGUGAGUUUACGGCGGCUGGCGGCAGCAGCAGCGGCAGCGCGGAGGCAGCGAGGGAGCGAAACACCAAACACGACCAUCUGAACAACAACGGCGACAGUGCGCACAGCUUCACCGACCAGGAGGAGGGAGAGGAGGACUCGGAGCCCAGCCCAGAUCCCCAGACAUCAGCCAGCACCGGCGACAAGAAGCUCAAGCCUGCCUCCAGUCAGAGUAGCGGAAACGGGUGCCUCAGUUGUGGCGCAACAACGAGCUGCGAUGUCGGGAGCGGCUGUAAAGAGGAGAAAGCAAGUGCACCGAGAGACAAGGGAUUAGGACAGCAGGGGGGGUGCCCGUCGCCCGGUCUCACUCACAAAACAAACGAUGCCAGCAAGAUAACACUGAGCAAAGGAGAAAAGGAGCCGAGCGGAGAUGAAACCCAGAACAAAACUUGCUCCAGCCAGAGACCGAAGCAGACUGCGCCCCUCAAGCCCAAACUUCGAGUCGGAGGAGCGGGGAACCACGCCAACUCCGACCUGGGCGACAGACUGGUGGCUUCUGUGCGCAGCCUGUCCGAGAGGAGCAUCCGAGGGGGCUCCGCCGCCACCAGAGGCCACAUGAAGCCGCUCGGGCUGAAAGAGAUUUUGGGCUAUCUGAGCAGCCAGGAGCGUCUGUCGGAGGAGAAGCUGACCCGAGGCAAAGUCAAAGUGGUCAUGGAGAGAGAGGUGGCGAGGGGCAGGCUGCGCAGGACCCGCUGCGGGAACAUUACUCUUCCUCUGAGGGGGAUGGUGGUGGAGGAGCCCAACAAUUCGUCCGCUGACAGACUUGGAAAGAGCGCACUGCAGGACAGGCACGCUGCUGUGAAAAAGCCGCCGGCCCCCUCUCCGCAGCAGAAUGAGCAGAUGGAAACAGCCAGUGAAGAAGAGGAACGAGAAGAGCGUGAGGAAGAGGAGGAGGAGGAUCCCCGGAGUUCUGAUGAGGAGGGAGGACUAUCCCCGGUAGCCAUGACAACCGAACCAGAGCUCAUUGAGAAAACCACAGAAGAUACUGAGAUCCAGACAGCAUCAAAGCAGGAGAGCCCACAGCAGCAGCAGCAGCACGGUGGCAAAGGGACAUGUGAGCUUGAUUCCCUCACCAGGACGCCGUGUGCACCUGUUCAUGGAGCUUCCCUGUCACAAUGCAACAGGGCACACUUGGAGGAGAGAGCUGUCAUUUCUGAUCAGCUACAUGUGGAGGCACAAAAUCAGAUGCAGCAUGACAGAAUCAACCACACCUCCUCAGGCUUUAACAGCUUGGAGUCUAAGAUGGAGGUCGGCGUGUCAUCCUGUCUGCUUACACCCACCGCCUCACCGAGAGACUCAGGCAUGUCGGAGGAACGAGGGAUAAAUGGGGGAGUUAGCAGUGGAGGGUUUAUGAAGUCUGAGGGGGCCAGUGGGAGCCCGGUGGACUGGACAGUGUCUGAUGUGGUCAGUUAUUUCACAGCAGCAGGUUUCCCUGAGCAGGCUGCUGCCUUCAGGACCCAGGAAAUCGAUGGCAAGUCUCUCCUCCUCAUGCAGCGUAACGAUGUUUUGACUGGCCUGUCGAUCAGACUCGGCCCCGCCCUCAAGAUCUAUGAGCGUCAUGUAAAGGUUCUGCAGAAAACGCACUUUGAGGAUGACGACUGUUAACGACAGAGACUGUUACGUCUGUAUCUACUUAUAACUCAAAUAAUCCUAUAAAAAUGUAUGCAUGAUAAACAAUACACUUUUCAUCUCAUGCCAAACAGCACACACACACACACACACACACACACACACACCUCUGUUUCUCUUCCUCUAUGACUGCUUUGGCCCAGAAACAACACACAGAAAUGAGACUGGAUUUCCUGGACAACAAGGGUUUUCCACCAAACUGAGCACAAAUGCUGGAGGAAAAAAAUAGACUCAUAAAGAUUUAAAAUGCAGAGGUUAAAAACAGUCAUGCUUUUUCUCUUUUUUUAUUUUAUUUAAAAUGAUCAAGCACUUUGCAAUUUCUCAACUAAACUGUGCAAAAUGGUUUGUUUCUAAACUGUUCAUUUUGUUCUGACCUUUGUGCACAUUUUGAAAGAGGUCGUGAUUUUUCUGCGUGGAUUUAAAUUUCCAUUUGUACUUUUAGGCUUCAAUCGAUGCAGGAGCUUUUUGGUUGUGGGUGUAUGUGUUUGGAGGCAUGACAGAGCCUGUUGGAGCGAUGAGAAACAGAAGCUGACCAGAUUAAAUACAUUCCCAGAAGCUGGAGCGGACGUUUGGGAUGCCGACCUGUCAUAGUCUCAGAUAUGUUGGUGAAAUCCAGCGCAGGGUUCAUGACCUUGUGCAAACGAUUGUUGGCCAAAGCAAUAAGUUGAUCAUUUCCCCUCGAUGUUUUGAAUCCUGUCAGCUUGCAGAUUAGCAGGUGGUUGAUUUUGUGGAUCCUAAUGUUUUCAGUGAAAGUCUAUGACGUAAAGUUCUUAUUAAACUUUUUAAGCAGAGCUGGCCAUGAUCUGUUCUGGCCUCUGCACCACCACAUCAGGGGCUGGUUUCACAAAGACAGACUGACUGUGGUUUAGAUUGAACCACUAACACUCAGAUAGACGUCAACACUCAUCCAUUGCACAAAGCUGUCUAAAUCUUGACUAGCUUAUAUUUGUGUAGGAUUUUGGUGCAUCUAGCAGUGACUUUGCAGAUUGCAAACAACUGAACUGUGAACAAGUUAUUCCAUUUCUGCAGAUAGCUUCUCCUAAAUCCUACACACUUGGCCUUUAAGUAGGACCUAAUUUGGAAUGAAUUCUGGGUAAAUUAACACUUUAUUCACAUUUUUUCCAUCUACCCACUCAAGCCCACAACAACCACCCUCUACUCUGUGGUGUGAGUAAUUAAAAGAAAACAAAUCAACAAAAAUAGUUAAUCAGUCAUUUAUAAGAAACAAAGUAAACACAUUUAAAAUAAAAUGUUUACAGUCCUGUAACAUUAUCCCCACCACUGUUCCACCAGUAGAGACUGCCCUCUGGUGGCAUUUGAUGUGCAUUACAUACAAUACAUCCUUUGUACAUCUUCUCCAUAUGAGUUUAAUAGAAUAAGGAGCAUCUGUAUUUUUAAAGGUUGUGAAAAUCACACCAUCAGAGUUAGCCUUGUUGGCUUAGUUGUUUUUUUGCUUUGUUUUUUGGCGUAAAAUAAGUCAGUUCACUUGCAUUAGAUUAACCCAAGAGUGUAAGUAAGACUGUCCUAACAGUGCAGACCUGUCUAAAAUAUCUUUGUGAAACUGGCCUCAGAAUCAACUGCAGGAAUCUUGACCAAACACGCCAGCUAACUGAACUGAAAUCAGCAGAACAAUCAGCUCUUAGAUAUAAUAGAGUGUAAAUAUUUUUGAAAAAACGCCCAUUUACUGCAUCAGUCUCCAUUUGUAAAUUACUGAAAAACAGUAACUGAAAGAUGUUAUGGCAGGGUAAAGCUGAGUCAAUCAAUCAAUCAACUAAUCUCAUACCACCAGCAUUUUUGAACUGUUUUUACUGGUCACACCUUAGAAACCAAAUGUUGUCAAAUAAUCACAUAUUUCAUUCCCACCUUCACCACAACAGUGUACAUUCCAGGUUUGACAUCUCCCCUGUGUGCAUGCUUCAUAAAAUUAUUUUUUUUUCCUCAUAUGAAUGUUUAUAUUUUUGUUUUUAGCAUAUUGAUUACAUUUUUGAAUGUUUUCAGUCCACUCUCCACAUACUGAUGGUCAAAUCAACAUUUCUUUGCUCAUACAAACCUCCUCUACCUCUCUCCUCUCGUUCCCCUUCACUCUCACUUUCUUUACUUCUUCCACGAACACAUUAUAAGGUUAUUUUGGUUGGUUGAAGGUGUGUGUUACAGUGCUUGUUGACACUGUGGGCAAUCAGAUAAUUUCAUUCAUAGUUAAAUCUGUAGGAAAGGACAGCUGAGUUUGGGUCCAGAUUCUCACAAGGGGAAUGUACAGUGCGUCUGUUCCCAUGUUGCUUGUCUCAAGUUAUUUGUUAAAAGGACAAUUUUCAUAAUAAAAGUUUGAAUUAAAACA